Dioscorea cayenensis subsp. rotundata (Guinea yam) is the source of this 1517-nucleotide messenger RNA. RefSeq names its product N-acylneuraminate-9-phosphatase. The coding region runs from base 208 to 1020 and encodes 270 amino acids. The transcript has 6 exons. The record is from RefSeq and is a predicted model, not a curated record. Lineage: Eukaryota; Viridiplantae; Streptophyta; Magnoliopsida; Dioscoreales; Dioscoreaceae.
GGCAGAGAGCUUCCGCUGCACUAUAUAUUAACACAAACAGAGCACGAAAGCCAGACUCUCUAGAAACAGGCACGUUCUCAAACCAGUAACAUUUGUUGUUUUUCGCUUUCGUUCUCAUCAUCAUCAUCAUCAUCAUCAUCAUCAUCCUCUCAUGAGAAACACUCCGUCGUCUCCUCUUUGCGACCUCGAGCUCCAAACCCUUCUUCGAUGAUGGUGACUUCGCCCAAGCUUCUCAAGAACUCUCUUCUCGCCAUCUCUCUUACCCCGAAAAUCGCUGUUGCUGCCGGCGUCCAUCAGCUUUGCCGCUACUCUUCCGAGGCGGUGGUGGAGAAGGAGUACGAGGAGUACCGAAAAUCUCUUUAUGGAGAGAUCACUCACAGGGCGGUGCUGGUCGACGCGGUCGGCACCCUGCUUGUUCCCUCCCAGCCCAUGGCUCAGAUUUAUAGAACGAUUGGAAAGAAAUAUGGGGUCAUGUACUCUGAGGAUGAAAUUUUGGAUCGGUACCGGUGGGCGUAUGAGCAGCCUUGGGGACGAUCUCGGCUUAGGUAUGUGGAUGAUGGAAGACCCUUUUGGCAAUUCAUAGUCAGCUCUUCAACAGGGUGUUCAGAUUCAGAGUACUUUGAGGAGGUGUAUCACUAUUACACAACUAAUAAAGCAUGGCACCUUGUUGAUCCUGAUGCUGAAGAAGUUUUUAAAGCCCUGAAGAAAGCUGGAGUGAAAUCUGCUGUUGUGUCGAACUUUGACACCCGUCUGCGGCCUCUUUUGCAAGCACUGAGAUGUGAUCACUGGUUCGAUGCUAUUGCAGUCUCAGCUGAGGUAGAAGCUGAAAAACCAAACCCCACAAUUUUUAUAAAAGCAUGUGAGCUCCUGGGAGUAAAUCCUGAGGAUACAGUGCAUGUAGGGGAUGAUCGCAGGAAUGAUAUAUGGGGUGCUAGGGAUGCAGGUUGUGAUGCAUGGCUUUGGGGUAGUGAUGUCCACUCAUUCAAGGAGGUUGCACAGAGAAUCGGGGUUAAUGUUUAAGGAGAAGCUCAUUCACACCGCCUGCUUAUACUGUGGUGCCACCUCAUAAAAAGGUUUUUCACCGGCCGUCAUGCUCCUCUUUGAUAUUGUAAAUUGAGAUCAGCAUAAAUAAUGAGAGAAAUUGAGAGGACUGUAUCCGGAUAUUCUAAGCAUAAAAACUUCUAGCUUUGAACUGAGACUAAGGCCUUUUGCCUCUAUGAUUGGAAGUUUUACCUUUGUAGUACAAACUUCUCCCAAGUUACUAUCACCAAUUGAUCAGCAGCUACCAUCAAUUGGGAAAAAUGCAUGAAAUUGAAGCAUGCACAACAUGAUCUAAAUUUGGUGAAGAAGCAGAGCUUUCUUUGAUGUAUCUGACAGGACUCACUUCGGGAUCAAAAGUUUAAACUGAUCAGGCUUUAGUUGACCUGAACUUCCUGUCUUUAAACAAAGGGGGCGUGUUCUUUUCUGUUAUCCAUCUUUUAAUAUGUUAUGAGAUUGUUCAGUUUUUUUUUUUUUAA